AUGACUGAGGCUAAUAGUGGAGGGAAACCUAAGUUAGUUAUAGAUCGUGAAAAGACAGUCCCAUUUCUAUUACGAAUGUUUUAUCGGAUCGAUGAUUUUACACCUGAACAUUUGCCUACCGAGGAUGAAGUGCAGAUAUAUACUUGGAAGGAUGCCACGUUAAAGGAAAUUUCUAAUUUAAUUAAAGAAGUAGUUCAAGAUGCUAAUAGACCAAAUGCAAGAUUAUCAUUUAAAUUAGUGUAUAUUGAUAAUUUACGUGGUAAAUAUGCAUUUAAAGAAUUAGGUACAAUUCACAAUGUAACUUCAUCGACAACAUCAGAACAAGAUGGAGUAAAUCUUGAUGAUGCGAGAUUUGUUAUUGGGGAUUUUAUAGAUGUAGCAAUAUUUUUUGGACCACCACCAAGAACUGUUGAAAGAAGGGGGAGUGUUCUAAGAGACAGAAAUAGAGAGAGAGAAAGAGAAAGAGGCGGAAGAAAUUAUCGUGGUAUUGGUGCUGGCAAUGAUAGAGAUAGAGAUCGAGAUAGGGAAAGAGAUAGGGAAAGAGAUCGAGAAAGGGAUAGAAAUGGUAUGAGAAUGGAUAGGGACAGAAGAGAUGAUCGAAGAGAUAAUAGAAACUUUAGAGAUAGAAGACGUUAA
Messenger RNA from Funneliformis geosporum, 636 nucleotides. Lineage: Eukaryota; Fungi; Glomeromycota; Glomeromycetes; Glomerales; Glomeraceae. The record is from the annotation of a GenBank genome assembly.